Acanthosepion pharaonis is the source of this 1296-nucleotide messenger RNA. NCBI's taxonomy places the organism in Eukaryota, Metazoa, Mollusca, Cephalopoda, Sepiida, Sepiidae. The record is from the annotation of a GenBank genome assembly.
AUGACUUUCCCUUCUUUUCUUCUUCCUUUCGCUCUUUUUUUACAUCUCCCAUUAUUUUUCUCUUCUUUCUGUUUGUUUUUAUUCGUUGUUCCUUUUUUCUUCUCUAAUCCCUUUCUUUCUUUUUUUCCUUUAUAUCUUUUUUUCUUCAACCCAUUAGCUUCCUUUAAUUUUUAUGUUAUUUACACUUUUAUCGUUCUCUGGCUGCUUUUCUUUCUUUACUACUCCCUUUUCUUCCUUUAUCUUUCUUUACCACUCCCUUUUCUUCCUUUGUCUCUCUUUACCACUCCAUUUUUCUUCCUCUUUCCUUUCCCUUUUCUUCCCUUUACCUCUCUUUUCUUUCUUUAUCUUUCUUUACCCUCCUUUUCUUCCUUUAUCUUUCUUUACCACUCCCCUUUUCGUCCUUUUUCUUUUCUUUAUCUUUUUCUUUAUCUUUCUUUACCACUCCUUUUCUUCCUUUUUUCUUCCCAUUUUUGUCUCUCUUUACCCUUUUCUUCCUUUAUUUUCGUCCUCUUUUCUUUCUUUACCCCUUUUCUUUUCGUCCUUUUCGUCCUUUGUCUUUCUUUACCACUCUCUUUUCGUCCUUUAUCUUUCUUUACCACUCCCUUUUCUUCCUUUGUCUCUCUUUACCACUCCCUUUUCUUCCUUUAUCUUUCUUUACCACUGUCUUUUCUUCCUUUAUCUUUCUCCUUAAUUAUUUUUCUCUAUAUAUUCUUUUCUGUCUGGCUGGCCUAUAUUUUCUUUAUGUCUUUCUUUCAUAUAUCACUCACAUUUUUCUUUCUCUUUUUCACUCUCCUGAAGUCGUUCUCCCUUUCUUUCUUCUACACUCAUUCAUUUCAACCCCCCUCUUCUCGGGUAUUUUCUCCUUUUACUACUUCUUCUUUACGUUUGAUGGAUUAUCCAGACUCUUUAUCGGCCAUUCCCUUUGAUGUUGCAUUAGGCAAGGGGAUGCAACUCUGUCAGUCCUCGUCCAACACAAUAUCUCCACUUCGAUUAAGCCGCGCUCAGCGAGGACGAACCGAAAGAGGCAGAGCAAUGACUCCAUCUCCAGCCCACCCACCACAUUUUUCUUCCAAAGACGAAAGCAUUUUGCCUUUUUAUACUUUUUCCCGAGAUUCUCUUUUCUCUUUCCUUCCCAAACCCGAAUCCGACAUACAACAAAGAUCUGUUCUAACGCAUCUACACAAAUCCCAUUAUCCUUUAAGAAGAAUGCUUUCCUACAUUUUCAAAUCUUUCUUUCUCUCUCUCUCUCCCUAUCUAUCUAUCUAUCUAUCUAUCUAUCUAUCUAUCUAUCUGUGA